CCACCCGGCACAGUGUGCUGGUCGCCCGGGAUUGCAGGGAGAAGAGGGGACUGUGUCCUCCUCCCCCCCCCCCCCCCCUCGCCGCAGGAACCGGCGACUGGAUGCGGGAGUGCUGGGGCUUCGGUGCCUUCCACCCCCCCAACACUCUUCAUAGAUGAGUUCAGUGCAGAGAUUUAGAAAGGCGGGGCGCCUUCUGUGUCCUCUAAUUAAGCCGGCUAAGUAAUUGCUCCAGCGCCUUCCAGCCCCAUCUCAGCUUCCCGUGCGCAUUCCCGCCGGAAAUCCAAACUGCCAUUCAAUGGAGGGGGGGGGGAGUGGGGGAGAGCAGAGGGAGGCGGCGGUAUCACCGCAUUUGUGAGGAUGCCCCCCACCCCCUUCUAAGAAAGAUAGCCCUUUUUCAGACAGCCCUAGGGGCGGCCUUCGUGGUGCGAACCGCAUACUGCCUGAGCCUUAGAGCUUCGUAGGCACGAAGACCUGACUCAGUGUGAAAUAGAGCUUUGGGGGAAUGGUCUGAGUGUUACAUGUGUCUGAUGUGUAAUGGCCUGAGUGUUGCAUGUGUCUGCGAGUUUGUAAUCUAUUGGGUGUGGAAGAUGAUAAGAUGGAGCAGCUAUCAGAUGAAGAAAUUGAUCAUGGUGCUGAAGAAGACAGUGAUAAGGAGGAUCAAGACCUGGACAAAAUGUUUGGAGCAUGGCUUGGGGAGCUAGACAAACUAACUCAGAGUUUGGAUUCUGACAAGCCUACAGAACCAGUAAAAAGGUCUCCUCUUCGCCAGGAAACAAACAUGGCCAAUUUUUCUUACCGAUUCUCCAUAUACAACUUGAAUGAAGCUCUGAAUCAGGGAGAGACGGUGGAUCUGGAUGCUCUGAUGGCCGAUCUUUGCUCUAUUGAGCAGGAGCUAAGCAGUAUUGGUUCAGGAAGUAGUAAGCGUCAAGUCACAGAAUUGAAAAGUACUCAGAAAUUACCUGCCAGCCGACAUACCUCCAAACACGGCACAUUGAAAGGAUUAUCUUCUUCAUCUAAUAGGAUACCUAAGCCUUCCCAUGCUAACUACUCCCUGGAUGACAUCACUGCACAAUUAGAACAGGCUUCCUUGAGCAUGGACGAGGCUGCCCAGCAAUCUGUACUAGAAGACCCUAAGCCCUUAGGAACUAAUCAGCACAGAAGAACAGCCUCAGCAGGCACAGUGAGUGAUGCUGAAGUUCGCUCUAUUAGUAACUCCUCUCGUUCUAGCAUGACUUCUGCAGCCUCCAGCAUGGAUUCUUUGGAUAUUGAUAAAGUGACUCGCCCUCAAGAACUAGAUUUGACCUAUCAGGGACAGCCAAUUACUGAGCAUGCUAUUUCUCUGAGAUGUCCCAGCAAGCAGGCCAAGCACCACCAUACUGACUUCACAGAAGAACAGGCUGAGCUGACACCUCACUCCUAUCUGGACAGGGAAACCUCCCUUCUUCUGAGAAACAUUGCAGGAAAACCUUCUCAUUUGCUGACCAAGGAAGAACAGGCAGCAAAAUUGAAAGCUGAGAAGAUCAGAGUUGCUCUGGAGAAAAUUAAAGAGGCACAAGUGAAAAAGCUAGUGAUUAGAGUCCAUAUGUCUGAUGAUAGUUCUAAAACAAUGAUGGUGGAUGAGAGGCAGACCGUGAGACAAGUGCUGGAUAACCUGAUGGACAAAUCCCACUGUGGUUACAGUUUAGAUUGGUCACUAGUGGAAACCAUUUCUGAGUUACAAAUGGAGAGAAUCUUCGAAGACCAUGAAAACUUGGUUGAAAAUCUUCUCAAUUGGACAAGAGAUAGCCAAAACAAGCUUAUAUUUAUGGAGCGCAUAGAAAAAUACGCACUUUUCAAAAACCCACAGAAUUACCUUCUAGGAAAAAAGGAAACAGUUGAGAUGGCCGAUAGAAAUAAAGAAGUGCUAUUAGAGGAAUGUUUUUGUGGAAGUUCUGUAACUGUACCAGAAAUUGAAGGAGUCCUUUGGUUGAAAGAUGAUGGCAAAAAGUCUUGGAAGAAGCGUUACUUUCUCUUGCGAGCAUCUGGUAUCUACUAUGUCCCUAAAGGAAAAGCAAAGGUGUCUCGGGAUCUGGUGUGCUUUCUCCAGCUGGAUCAUGUCAAUGUUUAUUAUGGUCAGGACUAUCGGAACAAAUACAAAGCUCCUACAGACUAUUGCCUGGUGCUCAAGCACCCUCAGAUUCAGAAAAAAUCUCAGUAUAUCAAAUAUCUUUGUUGUGACGAUGUGCGGACGCUGCAUCAGUGGGUCAACGGGAUCCGCAUUGCAAAGUAUGGGAAGCAACUCUACAUGAACUAUCAAGAAGCCUGGAAGAGGACGGAGUCAGCCUAUGACUGGACUUCUUUAUCCAGUUCCAGCAUUAAGUCAGGAUCCAGCUCUUCCAGCAUCCCAGAGUCUCAGUCCAAUCACUCCAAUCAGUCUGACAGUGGAGUUUCUGAUACACAACCAGCAGGACACAUCCGUUCACAGAGCAUCGUGAGCUCCAUCUUCUCCGAGGCCUGGAAGCGAGGCACUCAGUUGGAGGAGUCCAGCAAGGCCAGAAUGGAAUCAAUGAAUCGACCCUACACAUCACUUAUGCCCCCUCUGUCCCCACAAACUAAGAUCGUCGCCCCUUACACGGCUUCGCAGCCUUCACCCCCACUGCCUCCCCCUCCGCCCCCGCCCCCGCCACCCCCACCACCCCCUCCCCCGCCCCCGCCGCCCCUCCCCAGCCAGUCGGCGCCCUCGGCCGGCCCCUCGGCCACCAUGUUUGUCAAGUACAGCACCAUCGCCCGGCUGCAGAGCCAGGCCGCUCACAACUCAGGAGCCCUAUUCAAGGCGCCACCGCCCAUGGCCACGCAGCCACAGCCGGCCAAGCCCCAGAUCCCGGUGCCCCCCAACGGAGUUGUCCCCCCGCCCCCUCCUCCCCCGCCACCCCCAACCCCCGGCUCCGCCAUGGCCCAGUUGAAGCCAGCGCCCUGCGCCCCUUCCCUGCCACCGUUCAGCCCCUCACCGCCUCCCCUGAAGAUCCAUCAAGUCCAGCUGGGCCCCCAGGCGGCUCCCCCCACCCCUCCCCCUGCGCCCCCCGUUCCCGCGGCCGUCCCCCCGCAAGCGCCCCCCAAGCCUCUCCCCCCACCGGUCAGUGCCAAGGGCGCGCCGCCAGCGCCCCCGGUGAAGAAGCAGCCGGCGUUCCCCGCGCCCCACAUGCCGGCCGCGGCCCCGGGGCCCCCGGCCACGCUCCCCAAGCAGCAGAGCUUCAGCGCCAAGCCGCCGCCCUCGCCGCUGGCCCCCGCACCCGCACCCUCGGUGGUGCGGCAGAUGGCCAGCCAGUUCCCGCCGCCCCCCGCCGAGCCCAGGACGGCCGCAGCCCCGCAGUCCCCGCCCGCCGUGAAGGCCAAGCCCAAGUGGCAGCCCAGCUCCGCGCCCGGCCCGUCCCCCGACUUCCCCCCGCCGCCCCCGGAGAGCAGCCUGGCCUUCCCCCCGCCGCCGCCGCCGCCGCCGCCGCCCGCGCCCGCCCCGGACAAGGGCGGGUCCCCCGGCAAGAAGCCGGGCAAGAUGUCCAGCCCCGGGGCCAAGAAGCCGCCGCCCACCCCGCAGCGCAACUCCAGCAUGAAGGCGGCCGAGCCGCCCGAGCCCAAGAGGCCGUCGGUGGACAGCCUGGUGAGCAGGUUCGCGCCGCCCGCCGAGUCGGGCUCCCCCGGCAAGGAGGCCGCGCCGCCCGCCGCGCCCCCGAAGCCCGCCAAGCUGCACCUGUCCGGCGUGCACCUCCCGGGCGUCGCCCCGCCGCCCAAGGCGCCCGGCGGCCGCGCCAGGGACCCCGUGGUGGAAUUCCCGUCCCCGCCGUCCGACUCCGAUUUCCCGCCCCCGCCGCCCGAGACCGAGCUCCCGCUGCCCCCCAUCGAGAUCCCCGCCGUCUUCGCAGGGAGCACGUCUCCCCGCGUGGCCGUGGUCAACCCGCAGCCGCAGCCGCAGCCGCAGACCUGGGCCAAGGCGGCGGCCAAGAAGGCGCCGCCGCCCACGCGGCCCAAGCGCAACGACAGCACGCGCCUCACGCACGCCGAGGCGCCCGAGCCCGCGCCGCCCGCGCCCACCUCCCCCAAGGCCGGCCUCAGCGUGCAGCCCGGCUUCCUGGCCGACCUCAACCGGACCCUGCAGCGCAAGUCCAUCACCCGACACGGCUCGCUCUCCUCCGCCCGCCUGUCCAGGGCGGAGCCCACGGCCACCAUGGACGACAUGGCGCUGCCCCCCGCCGCCCCCCGAGCUGCUCUCCGACCCCCAGAAGGCGGCUUUCGGGGGCAGCCACAUUUCAGGCUAUGCAACGUUGCGGAGGGGACCCCCACCCGCGCCCCCCAAGAGAGACCAGAACACCAAGCUCUCCAGAGACUGGUAGCCGCCCCAAAGCUCGCCGUGCUCUCUGUAACCCGCGCUACAAUCAGCUCCCGAGCGUCUGCGAAGGCAGGUGCCCCGAGCCCCCUGCUAUGGUGAUGUUCAUUCAGGUAGUGUCCACCUGUGUGUGUGCACACGAGCGUGUACGCCGCUAUACAGAUGUGUGUAUAUAUGUAUACAUCUAUGUGUGUAUAGAGAGACAGAACUGAGAGUGGUUCUAUUUAUUCCUUUCCUCUCCUAAUACGAAAAUGGGCUUUGUGUAUUGGGGGUGGAAGAGAUAGAAGGGGCUAUGUGUUUCAGUCUCAGUUUCUUUUGUCUAUUAUCACGUGGAUUGGACCAAAAAAAAAAAACACCUUCUAAUUACUAUUAGAAGGCAUUUUCUAAGUGUCUGUCCAUGUGCAACUUAUUUGUGCAUGUUGUUAUAUAAUUAAGAAAUAGAUGCAUAAUGUGCUUUUUCUCAGUUGGAGAAAACCACCAGAAUGUUUGGUAUAUUUGUAUUUUUCUUUUCCCCCAGUUGGUUGGAGUUAGAACUUGACUGCGAUUUUUAAUGCUAUUCUAUACAUUAAGGGGCACUUUAAAUCAGGAAAAUCUCUCAGCGUCAUAGAACGGGUAACGAGUACAGAAGGGGGAAAUAUUCAUAUUGUAUGUGGCUGUACAUAGAAAAUAAAUCCAUGGUGUAAUGAACUGUUUUAGUUGCGGUAUUGCAAUGAUGCCAUUCACGUCUAGGAUGUGUUAACAGGUAAGCUCUCUGCCUACAACUCAUGGGAAUUCCGAUACUGUUCUUCUGAGUACUUUCUCUGGAGUCCUGUUUUAUAAAGCUUCAUCACCUUGGCUUCAUGACCUCUGAUACGUUGUAAGAAGAUCCAUUGAGGUAUCACUGUACUAGGACGCUCUUCUUGUAUACGUCUUUAGAUCACAGUUCUUCCUUAGUGUGCUGUAAUUUACAGGUAGAUGUUGAUACUAUGGACAAUCAGUAUAUGAAAUAUACAUGUGUGGUGCGUCAUUAGGAAAACAAAGUCAGCUCUUCCAGUGCCUGUCUUUUUUUGUACAUUUCUCUCCAGGACGCAAGUAAGAAGACAAAAAUCCUGGGCCUGGUAAGUGUCACUCACUCAGGUUGUUUCUGGGUUAUAUACAGUAUGUAAUACCAUGGAAAGAAAGAAAAUUAAAUGAGGCUUUUGAUAAUUUUAUCAAGGCUACUACUAAAACCUUGGCUGGUUGUAGACGUGACCAGGUUACUAGUGGUUCUGAUGGCAGCAGAGUGCAGUAAGUGGCAUCACAUUCUGCAUGUGGAAUCUGCUCUGAUGACACACUAUACUUCUACAUUACAUGCUUUCAUUUUGUGACUUUUCCUUGAUAUGUAUUGUCUUGUUCACCUAUGAUAGUAAUUGUUAGGAAUAAAAUACAGUCUUGUAUCUGCUUUUAAGCAAGAGAAUGAAAGCUGACCGUCCUGGCAGUCCUGGCAAUGAAAGGCUACCUGUAGAGAUCUUAGGUACUUCCCCAAGAACUGAUGCUAGUGGACUUGAGCAAAGAUGGUAAAUUAUUAGAGAAUAAUGCCAUGUACUAUGUAUGCAAGGUUAUGAGCACAAUCACCCCCAGCCAAGAACUGAUCGUAGAUGAAAAGGCACCUCUCCAUUGCCACAUCUCAGAGACAAACUCAGCUGUCUGAUGGUUAUGGAGCAUUAAGAAAUAUAUACCAUUGUGAACUUCAAAAAAAGAAAAUCUUUGAUUCUUUGAAAGUUAUUUUAGGAGAUGAUUUGUUGAGUUUCGUUAGGCUUCAAUAGGCUUAGAGAGUGACCUUUAACAUAUCUGCAUUGUGACUAAAUGCACAGGAACUUGAGUAACCUUAGUACAAAUUGCCAAACUCCACCGGACUCGAAUUCAUUUCCCAGCUUUCUACCCUGAUGCUUUAUAUUUUAAUGAGCCUCCCCUAUUUGUAAGGUAGACUUAAAAUAUGGACCUACUUUUCUAAAUGUUUCAUCUUUUGGGAGUUCUGAGGCUUUUUUAAUCGGUGUUUUUUAAAUUAUUUUUAAUGAAAGUAUACAGGUAUAAUUUUCUUUUAAGGAGAACAGUAAUGUGCUAUUUUUUUGGUUUAUAUCAGACCUCUAUACUGAUAGCCACGUGAUUUCUUGGUUUUUCUUGUAUUCAUCCUGAACCCCUGAUGCUGGCGUAUUUUCUUGGAGCAGACAUCUUUGAACACUAGUGUUGCCAAAAGAGCCAGGCCAGACAGGGACCAAGUCAUUUCUGGCCCCAGUCCAGUGGUUUGACAAUAGGCUGUUUCUAUGUAUUUCUCCAGUGAUGGGAAUUAAAAAAAAAAAAGUGAUACAAUGGUAUCAGGAGAGCCCAAAGUAACAUUGCAGCUUUAGUUUGGGGUUCAGUUGGGGUGUGGUGAUGGUUUCUCUGAGAUUACUUGGUAGUUUCAUCGCUUUCCUUUUUCACUGGAGUGUGAAUGUCACCUACUGCCUGCCACACAACAUUGGGCCCGUGCCUUCUUUCACUGCCUCCUGCUCUGUUGUUCCAGCCCACACAGCUUCCUCCGCCAGCAGAGAACAAACAUCUGGAGCGCUCACUUGGUUUUGACCAGUGAGUACUGUGGGUAAGCCCAGAGUGCUAUUGAGGGCAGUGCAAAUGGGUGCUGGGGGGGAGGGGGUGAUUUGUGUAAUUAGUUACACUCCUAAUUUUGGUUAUAACUUCAGAAUUGGAAGGACAGUACAUCACUUACUGCUUAGUAAGGUUCACACACAGGAUACCUUUAAACAUCAGACUAUUCUGUAUUGAAUUUUACCAGCUUGGUCUUUACUACUCAAAAGACUUUAAAAUACAUGUUUUUUCUUAGAUAUAUAAUUCUCACUUGGGGAGAAAACACUUUUUUUAGAUACCCAAUUUAACUGUAAGCAAGCUUUUUAAAAAAUGAUAGGCAGAAUCUUAUGAAGACAAGUGUCUGUAACGUUUAAGGUAUUUUCAAACAAAGCACUGCUUCACAGUCCUUGGGCAUCAAGGUGCUCCUGCCCACUGAGGCUUUAUUUUGCAGAAGUCUGGCAGCUGUGUGGGGUCCCCUCUCUGUCUACCUAGUUGCUGUACAUAAUGCUGAGCUUAUCAGGCAAAUUACAAUUGAGAAGUCUUCCGAGAGAAUGACAAUUCUAAGAUCAAAGUUAAUUGCAGGAACUGGAGAUCCAGUUUGAGUUUCAGAUGCUGCAGCUAUUCUGGUAUCCUUGUGUCAAGGAUGUAAAAUGAUAAUUUAUUCUGCAACAAGUUUCAUGUAAUGGUGUGGAUUGGUCUUAUCCCACUUCCAACAGAAGCCUCUGUCACCUUUAUUCCCCAGCUAAAACCAAUUUUAUGUUACAAACACAAGGCACCUUUUAAGUAAAACCCAUCCCUUCUUUAUACAUGACCACACUUCUUCCCCACCCAUAACUUCUGAGCUAAUGUAAGUGCUCUGAUCACAUAGAUUUCCCCCAUGGCCCGGUGCGACUUACCCGCGAUGAUGUGCUUUCCAUAGGAUAGGCAUAAUAACUUAGGUCUAUACAUUUGACAAAGUAUGACUUUCUUUAAAAAAAAAAAAAAACCCUUUCAGUUGUAAAUAGCUUUUGGCACUUUCAGGUUUUUUGGGUGGUUUAUUUUUUUUUUUUUUUGCUUAUUUACCUUUAUAUCAUUUGUAUAAAACAUAGUAUCCCUAAUCUGCGAAACCUGCGAAAUCUGACUGAAAGAGACUUAUGCAAGUAGAACAGAAUUAUAUAGCUCACUAUCUUUUAAGGUGUUUCCUUUUAAAUCCAUUAGCAUUUCUACAUCUUGACCACUCUAACCCUCAAAAA
Molecule: messenger RNA, 8169 nt
Organism: Perognathus longimembris pacificus (Pacific pocket mouse)
Lineage: Eukaryota; Metazoa; Chordata; Mammalia; Rodentia; Heteromyidae
Gene: Raph1
Product: Ras association (RalGDS/AF-6) and pleckstrin homology domains 1
Exons: 18
Coding region: 551-4459 (1302 amino acids)
Biological process (GO): signal transduction
Cellular component (GO): cytosol; plasma membrane
Source: RefSeq, a predicted model, not a curated record